This is a messenger RNA of Aspergillus caelatus, 552 nucleotides long. RefSeq names its product oxidase ustYa family protein. The record is from RefSeq and is a predicted model, not a curated record. Bases 1 to 552 code for a protein of 183 amino acids. Gene Ontology annotation, biological process: mycotoxin biosynthetic process. Lineage: Eukaryota; Fungi; Ascomycota; Eurotiomycetes; Eurotiales; Aspergillaceae. The transcript is spliced from 5 exons.
AUGGCAGAGCAUUCGUCCAAAGGGUACAAAGAAGUACCUGUGCGCAACUCCGAAGAAUCAACAAUCGCAGAGGAAGAGAAAGAAGCAUUGUUCCUUGGUUACCGCCGAAGACAGACAUUGUACGGAGAACCUCUCAAUCCAGAGGCAGAAAAGGCUUGGGACGAGUUGAUGCCCGUUGGACGAGGCUUUGUGAAUAUCAACAAUGACACUGCACUUCCCGAUCAGCCUGGCCUGGAUCAAUCUCUCCCUCAGCAACGUGCAAUGAUUUCCGUAUUUCAUCAGCUUCAUUGUAUUUAUAUGACACGAGAGGGCUACUACGCUGCGCGAGAAGGGAACCUCGACCAAGUUAAUGCAGCUCAUCUCAUGCAUUGUUGGGACUAUCUGAGACAGGCAGUCAUGUGUAACGCGGACACAACUCUAGAAUGGCUUCCUGCGCCUCCGAAUGAUAGGGGGAGCACGGGAUGGGGCUAUGAGCAUACCUGUCGUGAUUUCGAUGCUAUUUCUCGAUGGGCGGAGGAGAAUAGGUUCAAGACGACGCAUGGAAUUCAUUGA